GACAAGAAACAGCAAAUGUCCAACAGCAGCUCCAUCACCCAGUUCCUCCUCCUGGCAUUCGCAGACACGCGGGAGCUGCAGCUCUUGCACUUCUGGCUCUUCCUGGGCAUCUACCUGGCUGCCCUCCUGGGCAACGGCCUCAUCAUCACCGCCGUAGCCUGGGACCAUCACCUCCACACCCCCAUGUACUUCUUCCUCCUCAACCUCUCUGUUCUUGACCUGGGCUCCAUCUCCACCACUCUCCCCAAAUCCAUGGCCAAUUCCCUCUGGGACACCAGCGUCAUCUCCUAUGUGGGAUGUGCUGCCCAGGUCUUUCUGCUUGCCUUCUUCUUUGGAGCAGAGUUUGCCCUUCUCACCAUCAUGGCCUACGACCGCUACGUGGCCAUCUGCAAACCCCUGCACUACGGCACCCUCCUGGGCAGCAGAGCUUGUGUCCACAUGGCAGCAGCUGCCUGGGGCAGUGGCUUUCUCACUGCUCUGCUGCACACGGCCAAUACAUUUUCACUGCCCCUCUGCCAGGGCAAUGCUAUUUACCAGUUCUUCUGUGAAAUCCCCCAGAUCCUCAAGCUCUCCUGCUCACACGCCUACCUCAGGGAAGUUGGGCUUCUUGUUCUUACUGUCUAUUUAUUGUUUGGGUGUUUUGUUUUCAUCGUGGUGUCCUAUGUGCAGAUCUUCAGGGCCGUGCUGAGGAUCCCCUCUGAGCAGGGACGGCGCAAAGCCUUUUCCACGUGCCUCCCUCACCUGGCCGUGGUCUCCCUGCUUGUCAGCACUGCAGUGUUUGCCCACUUGAAGCCCCCCUUCCUCUCCUCCCCAUCCCUGGAUCUGGUGGUGGCUGUUGCGUACUUGGUGGUUCCUCCAACAGUGAAUCCCCUCAUCUACGGCCUGAGGAACAAGGAGCUCAAGGGUGCCCUCUGGAAGGCCUGUGAUUCUACCAGUUUGCUUCAGCAGCAGCGAAUCUCCCAUCUCUCUUUACAAGUGACCUCGUAUUUAUUUCCGGCAGCAUUUGUCUUGUGGUCAUUGUAUCAGUUAUAA
This is a messenger RNA of Chroicocephalus ridibundus (black-headed gull), 1032 nucleotides long. Its product is annotated as olfactory receptor 14A16-like. Gene Ontology annotation, biological process: G protein-coupled receptor signaling pathway. Bases 16 to 1032 code for a protein of 338 amino acids. Gene Ontology annotation, molecular function: odorant binding; G protein-coupled receptor activity; olfactory receptor activity. Lineage: Eukaryota; Metazoa; Chordata; Aves; Charadriiformes; Laridae. The transcript has a single exon. The record is from RefSeq and is a predicted model, not a curated record. Gene Ontology annotation, cellular component: membrane.